Molecule: messenger RNA, 5821 nt
Organism: Cebus imitator (Panamanian white-faced capuchin)
Lineage: Eukaryota; Metazoa; Chordata; Mammalia; Primates; Cebidae
Gene: SSH2
Product: slingshot protein phosphatase 2
Exons: 16
Coding region: 176-4522 (1448 amino acids)
Biological process (GO): actin cytoskeleton organization; negative regulation of actin filament polymerization; protein dephosphorylation
Cellular component (GO): cytoplasm
Molecular function (GO): protein tyrosine/serine/threonine phosphatase activity; actin binding
Source: RefSeq, a predicted model, not a curated record
UCGGCGAGAGUCUGGUGGUGGGUGCGGAGUCUGCAGCCGUUCCCGCGGCCUCCUCCUCCUCCCCGUUCCCUUCACCCCCAUCCCGCACCCCUUUCCCCAUCCCGGCUCCGUCACCCUCCCGCCCCCCACACUCAGGACAAGAAUGCCCUGCCCGGAACAACCCAGCAGCGCCUAGAUGGCUUUGGUCACGGUCCAGCGGUCACCUACCCCCAGCACCACCUCCAGCCCCUGCGCCUCGAGCUCUCAUUUGGAAGACAGUGAAUCAGCAGCAUUACUUUGCUGUGAAUGUGAAGAAUCAGAAAUCUUUAGUGAUUCCAAUGAGGCAGACAGUGGGGAGGAAGAAUGCCGGUCGCAGCCCAGGAGCAUCAGCGAGAGCUUUCUAACUGUCAAAGGUGCUGCCCUUUUUCUACCACGGGGAAAUGGCUCAUCCACACCAAGAAUCAGCCACAGACGGAACAAGCAUGCAGGCGAUCUCCAACAGCAUCUCCAAGCAAUGUUCAUCCUACUACGCCCAGAAGACAACAUCAGGCUGGCUGUAAGACUGGAAAGUACUUACCAGAAUCGAACACGCUAUAUGGUAGUGGUUUCAACUAAUGGUAGACAAGACACUGAAGAAAGCAUCGUCCUAGGAAUGGAUUUCUCCUCUAAUGACAGUAGCACUUGUACCAUGGGCUUAGUUUUGCCUCUCUGGAGUGACACGCUAAUUCAUUUGGAUGGUGAUGGCGGGUUCAGCGUAUCGACUGAUAACAGAGUUCACAUCUUCAAACCUGUAUCUGUGCAGGCAAUGUGGUCUGCACUACAGAGCUUACACAAGGCUUGUGAAGUCGCCAGAGUGCAUAACUACUACCCAGGCAGCCUGUUUCUCACCUGGGUGAGUUAUUAUGAGAGCCAUAUCAACUCAGAUCAAUCCUCAGUCAAUGAAUGGAAUGCUAUGCAAGAUGUACAGUCCCACCGGCCUGACUCUCCAGCUCUCUUCACCGACAUACCAACUGAACGUGAACGAACAGAAAGGCUAAUUAAAACCAAAUUAAGGGAGAUCAUGAUGCAGAAGGAUUUGGAGAAUAUUACAUCCAAAGAGAUAAGAACAGAGUUGGAAAUGCAAAUGGUGUGCAACUUGCGGGAAUUCAAGGAAUUUAUAGACAAUGAAAUGAUAGUGAUCCUUGGUCAAAUGGAUAGCCCUACACAGAUAUUCGAGCAUGUGUUUUUGGGCUCGGAAUGGAAUGCCUCCAACUUAGAGGACUUACAGAACCGAGGGGUACGGUAUAUCUUGAAUGUCACUCGAGAGAUAGAUAACUUCUUCCCAGGAGUCUUUGAGUAUCAUAACAUUCGGGUAUAUGAUGAAGAGGCAACGGAUCUUCUGGCUUACUGGAAUGACACUUACAAAUUCAUCUCUAAAGCAAAGAAACAUGGAUCUAAAUGCCUUGUGCACUGCAAAAUGGGGGUGAGUCGCUCAGCCUCCACGGUGAUUGCCUAUGCAAUGAAGGAAUAUGGCUGGAAUCUGGACCGAGCCUAUGACUACGUGAAAGAAAGACGAACAGUGACCAAGCCCAACCCCAGCUUCAUGAGACAACUGGAAGAGUAUCAGGGAAUCUUGCUAGCAAGCAAACAGCGGCAUAACAAACUAUGGAGAUCUCAUUCAGAUAGUGACCUCUCAGACCACCACGAACCCAUCUGCAAACCUGGGCUAGAACUCAACAAGAAGGAGAUCACCACCUCAGCAGACCAGAUUGCUGAGGUAAAAACCAUGGACAGUCACCCAUCCAUACCUCCUGUCUUUGUGGAACAUGUAAUCCCACAAGAUGCAAAUCAGAAAGACCUGUGUACCAAAGAAAGAAUGAUCUGCUUGGAGUUUACUUCGAGGGAAUUUCAUGCUGGACAGAUUGAGGAUGAAUUAAAUUUAAAUGACAUCAAUGGAUGCUCAUCAGGGUGUUGUCUGAAUGAAUCAAAAUUUCCUCUUGACAACUGCCAUGCAUCCAAAGCCUUAAUUCAGCCUGGACAUGUCCCAGAAAUGGCCAACAAGUUUCCAGACUUAACAGUGGAAGAUUUGGAGACAGACGCACUGAAAGCAGACAUGAAUGUCCACCUACUGCCUAUGGAAGAAUUGACAUCUCGACUGAAAGACCUCCCUAUGUCCCCUGAUCCUGAGUCACCAAGCCCCCAGCCCAGUUGCCAGACUGAAAUCUCAGAUUUCAGUACAGAUCGCAUUGACUUUUUUAGUGCCCUAGAGAAGUUUGUGGAGCUCUCCCAAGAAACCCGGUCACGAUCUUUUUCCCAUUCAAGGAUGGAGGAACUGGGUGGAGGAAGGAGUGAGAGCUGUCGACUGUCAGUGAUAGAAGUAGCCCCUUCCAAAGUGACAGCUGAUGACCAGAGAAGCAGCUCUUUGAGUAAUACUCCCCAUGCAUCAGAAGAAUCUUCAAUGGAUGAGGAACAGUCAAAGGCAAUCUCAGAACUUGUCAGCCCAGACAUCUUCAUGCAGUCUCACUCAGAAAAUGCAAUUUCAGUCAAAGAAAUUGUCACUGAAAUUGAGUCCAUCAGCCAAGGAGUUGGACAGGUUCAACUGAAAGGAGACAUCUUAUCCAACCCAUGCCAUACACCAAAGAAGAACAGCAUCCAUGAGCUGCCCCUUGAGAGGGCCCAGACCCCAGAGAACAAACCUGGACAUGUGGAGCAAGACGAGGGCUCCUGCACAGCCCAGCCUGAAGUAGCCAAAGACUCAGGGAUGUGCAACCAAGAAGGCUGCCUAAUCACACACUCAUCUAUAGCAGACAUGGAAGAAGAGGAACCAGCUGAGGGAGAACAAGAGCUCCAGGCCUCAGGGAUGCACCCAGGUGCCAAGUGGUACCCUGGGUCUGUGAGGCGAGCCACCUUGGAGUUCGAAGAGCGCUUACGGCAGGAGCAAGAGCAUCAUGGUGCUGCCCCGACAUGUACCUCAUUGUCCACUCGUAAGAAUUCAAAGAAUGAUUCUUCUGUGGCAGACCUAGCACCAAAAGGGAAAAGUGAUGAAGCUACCCCAGAACAUUCAUUUGUCCCCAAGGAACCAGAGAUGAGCAAAGGCAAAGGGAAAUACAGUGGGUCUGAGGCUGGCUCGCUGUCCCAUUCUGAGCAGAAUGUCACUGUUCCAGCUCCCAAGGUACCAGAGUUUGACCACUUGCCAGCUCCUCAGGAGGGCCAAGGGUCAGAUACUGGAACACAGCAGGAAGGAGUCCUGAAGGAUCUAAGGACUGUGAUUCCAUACCAGGAGUCUGAGACACAGGCAGUCCUUCUUCCUCUUCCCAAGAGGGUAGAAAUCAUUGAGUAUACAAUUACAUCACCCGAUCACACUGGGCCAGGGAAUGAAAUAGCCACCAGUGAGAAGAACGGAGAGCAAGGACUGAGGAAUGUGAAAGUGGAAAAAUCUGUCACUGUGCUCUGCGCACUGGAUGAAAAUCUAAACAGGACUGUGGACUCCAAUCAGGUUUCUCUGCACCCCCAAGUGCUACCUCUGCCUCAUUCUUCCUCUCCUGAGCACAGCAGGCCCACUGACCACCCGACCUCCAUGCUGAGUAGCCCUGAAGACAGAGGCAACAGCCUGUCGACAGCCCCGGAGAUAGCAGCACCUUUUGUCAGUCACGCAACCCAGUUACUGUCUGCCAAUUUGGAUUACCUGCAUCCCCAGACUAUGGUUCACCUGGAAGGCUUCACAGAGCAGAGCAGCACCACAGAUGAGCCCUCCACAGAGCAGGUUAGCUGGGAAGAAAGUCAAGAGAGCCCUCUCUUCAGUGGCAAUGAGGUGCCAUAUAAGGACUCCCAGCUAAGUAGCGAAGACCUAAGUUUAAUUAGUAAAGUUGGUGACAACACUGGGGAGUUACAGGAGAAACUGGACCCAUUACCUGUAGCCUGUCGACUCCCGCAUAGCUCUAGUAGUGAAAACAUAAAGGGUAUCAGCCACAGCCCCGGUGUGGUGAAGGAGCGUGCUAAAGAAAUUGAGACUCGAGCGGUUUUCCAGACAGGGCUCACCAAACCAUCCCAAAUGAGGCGCUCAGCUUCUCUCGCCAAAUUAGGUUACUUGGACCUCUGUAAAGACUGUUUACCGGAGAGGAAGCCUGCCUCCUGUGAAUUCUCUCAUCUCAAACUGCUUCAGCCUUUCCUCAGAACAGACUCAGGCAUGCACGCCAUGGAGGACCAAGAGUCCCUAGAAAACCCAGGUGCCCCCCACAACCCAGAGCCCACCAAGUAUCUUGUAGAACAACUCACAACAACAGAGUGUAUUGUGCAGAGCAAGCCAGUGGAGAGGCCCCUUGUGCAGUAUGCCAAAGAAUUUGGUUCCAGUCAGCAGUGUUUGCUCCCCAGGGCAGGACCUGAAUUGACUAGCUCUGAAGGAGGCCUUCCCGUGCUACAGACCCAGGGACUGCAGUGUGCAUGCCCAGCCCCAGGGCUAGCCGUGGCACCCCGUCAGCAACAGGGCAGAACUCACCCCCUUAGGAGACUGAAAAAGGCAAAUGACAAAAAACGGACAACCAACCCCUUCUAUAAUACCAUGUGAUUCUGAGCCUACACAUGUGACUUUCUAGAAGAAAAGUUUGUAAAAGGGGCAGGUGUAAUAUGUAAGGAACAUGCACUUUAUUGGUUAAUUUUAUAAUAUUUUGGUCAUUUUACUGUUUCUGGCGCAUGCAGGGUUUGGUUUUUCAGUGUGUGUGUGUGUGUAUAUGUAAGGGGAAAGAGAGAUUGAUCUGGAUGGCAAGACAUUUAUCAUUUUUUAUUUAAACCUCAAAAAAAAGUCAUUUUCAGAGAACACCUUUAUCAAAGGCAAAUUGCUGUUUUUCAGUCGGCUGCCACCUGUUUCUCUUUUUGUCCUGUGAGAAAAGGCAUAGUUGCUUGAUUGAGGGAAGGAAGCAAAUUCGGAGGGCUGGAGAUAAAGCUGGGAAUUGAAAGUGUCCCCCCGCCUUUCUGAUGAUGGUUUGGUUUCCAGACCUGAGGCAUUGAAUGGGCUAAAGGGUAGCCAGCGGUCAGAGGGCUCUCAGCCUUCAUCCAGUGGCAGCCCCUCAGAGUUCCUGAAGGAGACAGGUUCUACUUUGCCUUAAAAGAGGGUCUUAGGUAUUUCAAGUGUAUCAUUAGAGUAAGGCAUGGUAAUAGCUGGCUCUGCAAAUUCACCUUAUUGUUUUUUCCCCAAGAAAAUUAUUUUUUAAAUGAAAUCAAAAGAGGACUCCGAAUGAAAUCCAAGUGGUGUUCUGUAGAGGAAAGCAUGAUAAGAGGAGGAAGACAUAAAGUUGGGGGUGGAGAGGCUGCUGCCCAGAAACUGCUGGGGCGGUGGGAUCCACACAGGUGGGCCUCUUGUUUCUCCCUGCCAGAAAAUCGUGCUCUGCAGUGUCCUCCCAACUAAAACCACAACAAUGACAUGUUUGAAAAGCAGCAAUUGAAAGUCAGUGUGUUCUUGUAAAAUGAAUACGCAUGUAGGGUUUUAACCCUUCCACUACUUGAAUAAUUCUUUGGGCCUUCUGAGUUUAAUGGCCAUAUUUUCUUCCAGUUUAUUUUCCUUCCCAGUGCUUGUUGCCCCCAUGCUGCCUACUUUUUUUAAUUUCAUAGAUUAUAUUUGAAUUGUUACAUAUGUUUAACACCAUUGAAUGCAACAUUUUCUUUUCUGUAUUAUCACUGUUAACACUUGACUUUUUUUUCCUUUUCCUGGAAGGUUUGUCAUUUCUCUAAAGUUUAUACACAGUAUUUAUGUACAUAAUAUUGUCACUGUCUUACAGUGUUUUGUUGUUCAUGUAGUAGGGUAUUUUUUGAUUUAUUCUUUUUAAGAAGGAGUAGAGUUGCAACUGGAAAACACACAGACACCAGAAAU